Electrophorus electricus (electric eel) is the source of this 3489-nucleotide messenger RNA. RefSeq names its product nuclear factor of kappa light polypeptide gene enhancer in B-cells 2 (p49/p100) (gene nfkb2). Gene Ontology annotation, biological process: signal transduction; regulation of DNA-templated transcription. Gene Ontology annotation, cellular component: cytoplasm. Gene Ontology annotation, molecular function: DNA-binding transcription factor activity, RNA polymerase II-specific; protein binding; RNA polymerase II cis-regulatory region sequence-specific DNA binding. NCBI's taxonomy places the organism in Eukaryota, Metazoa, Chordata, Actinopteri, Gymnotiformes, Gymnotidae. The record is from RefSeq and is a predicted model, not a curated record.
UCUGCGGCGCGCGACGGCGUGAGCGUGAAUAAGGGAGAAUGUGCGAGUAUCAUCUUUCAUAACCUAUAUUUAUAUUUACUUUUAAACAACUUGUAUUUGCCACAAUCGCUGGGUCGCAGCAGCUCAGCUAUUCUUUUCGAGAGGAAUUCGGACCAAGAAAGCACCGAGUACAUAGUCUCAUUUCGAAUGACCCUGCGACUUACAACAUGGCAGGCGGUUUGAGCAUGGACGAGACUCAGUAUCCCAUGAAAAUGUUUGACAAUGAGUUUAUGAUGGAUGUCUCUUAUCAACACUUAAUGACAUCUUUUGAAAUUAAAAGCGAACCAUUUGUUCCAGAAACAGUUCAUGGACCUUACAUACAAAUAAUUGAAGAGCCCAAACAGAGAGGCUUUCGAUUCCGCUACGAGUGUGAGGGACCUUCUCAUGGGGGUCUGCCAGGAGCGUCCAGUGAGAGGAACAGGAGGACAUACCCCACCAUCAAGGUGUGUAACUACGUGGGCCACGCUCGCGUGGAGGUGCAGCUUGUGACACACACAGAUCCCCCACGUGUCCAUGCACACAGUCUGGUGGGAAAACAGUGCAACGAGAAUGGGACCUGCAGCAUUGACAUCGGCCCCAACGACCUCACGGCACAGUUUAGUAAUUUGGGCAUCCUUCACGUCACCAAGAGAGGAGUAGUGGAGGUAUUGACGAAGAGGCUGCGGGAUGAGAAAAGGAGGAUGAAGGAGCCUGGAUACCACUUCAGUGAAACAGAAGAGCAUGCCAUCCAAAAAGAAGCCAAGGAACUGGGCAAAAAUAUGGACCUGAAUAUCGUCAGGUUAAAGUUCACUGCCUACCUUCAAGACAGCAAUGGAGGGUUCACCAGGGCUCUGAGUCCCGUCGUCUCCAACCCCAUCUACGACAGCAAAUCACCUAACGCGUCUAAUCUGAAGAUAUCCCGCAUGGACAAGACCUGCGGCUCUGUGAUGGGGGGAGAUGAGAUCUUCCUGCUGUGUGACAAAGUCCAGAAAGAUGACAUUGAUAUUCGCUUCUAUGAGGAGGACGAGGAAGGUGGCUGGGAAGCGUUUGGAGAUUUCUCUCCCACUGAUGUUCAUAAGCAGUAUGCCAUUGUGUUUAAAACGCCUCCCUACCACAAAACGGAGAUCGAGCGUCCCGUCACCGUGUUCCUGCAACUCAAGAGGAAGAAGGGCGGCGACUGCAGCGAGCCCAAGCAGUUCACCUACAUCCCGCAGGUGCAAGAUAAAGAGGAGGUCCAGAGGAAGAGGAUGAAGUCACUGCCGCACCCCUAUGACCACUGGCGGGGGCCGCAGGGUGGAGCAGGUGGUCUGGGUAGAGGCGCGGGGGGAUUUGGAGGACCAGGAGCGGGCACCACAGGAGGAAUGGGUGGAGGCUUCCCAUACAACCACCAGUUGGAUGGGGCAGGCUUCUAUGGCAGCGGCUGUGGUUUCGGGGGAGGGACGCAGAUGCCAGGCUCCUCUGCACAGCCAGAAAUAGGGCAGGAACGGGCCCCCUCUCCCGUGCAGCAACAGCUCAUCCAGAUUGCCACCGUCCUACAAAACCGUGCCACCGGCUCAGCCAAGCGCAGCGCCAGGGCCCUGCUGGAGUACUGCAGCACCGGGGACGUGCGCCUCCUACUGGCUAUGCAGAGACACCUGUGCGGGGUCCAGGAUGAGAACGGAGACACGCCGUUACAUCUGGCCAUUAUUCACCAGCAGCCCACAGUCGCCCAUCAGAUCAUCCAGACCGUCAUGAACAGCCCUCAGCACAAAUAUAUCAACAAGCUCAACCACCUCCGCCAGACGCCGCUGCAUUUGGCUGUGAUCACUCGGCAGCCCAAAUUGGUGGAGGUGCUGCUGAGAAUGGGUGCUGACCCCACGGUGCUGGACCGGGACGGGCGCACGCCCGUGCACCUGGCCGCCCACACCGGCGACGAGGCCACACUCCGAGUGCUGCUUGGUCUGCUGGGAGAACACCAUGCCCACCUGGUCAACAUGGUGGACUUCUCAGGCAUGUUCCCACUACACCUGGCUGUAAGGAAGGGAGGAGACCGCUGUUUGCGCGUGCUGGUCCAAGCCGGCGCCAAAGUCAACAUGCCUGAGCAGAAGAGUGGCUGUACACCGCUGCACCUGGCUGUCAGAGAGGGCCUCUUCAAAGUGGCCUGCACCCUCAUCACAGAGCUGAAGGCAGACGUUAACGCCUGUACGUUUGGAGGGAACAGUCCGCUCCACCUGGCGGCCAGCCUGGGCUCUCCUCCUCUCUGCUCUAUGCUCAUCGCUGCAGGUGCUGAUAAACGGCUGGAGAAUGACGAGCCCCUUUUCGCCUCCUCCUCCUCCUCCUCAUCUUCGUCUGAUGAUGAAGAACUGGGUGAGAGGCGAGACAACGAGGAAGCGGCGAUCCAGAGCGCCAUGACAGAAGAUGUACAAACAACGACAACAUCGCCAGAGAGAAGCCAGGUUAACCCACGCAAGAGAACCGCUGCUGGGCACACACCCUUCGACCUGGCCAGCUGCCAAAAGGUUAAAGAUCUGCUUGAUGACAGAAACAGUCCCAAGUCAAGCCACCUUUCAACGAAGAAGACGAAAAAGAGCAGCGAAGACAGCGCAGCCAGCCCGUCCCUAGACAGCGAGAUGGUCAUUAAGUUGUGUGAAAUCCUCAACCAAGGCCAGGUGCCCUGGAGAGAGUUGGCAGAGAAACUGGGCAUGCUCACGCUGGCACACCUAUACCAAGAGAGUACUAUGCCCUGCUACAACCUUCUAGAAAACUACCAGUUAAGUGGGGGUCCCCUGGAGGGGCUGGUGGAGGCACUGCAGUCCCUGGGACUGAGUGAGGGUGUCCGACUCCUGAGAGCCAGCCAGCCCAGUGAAGACAAGCAGAGCACAGACACAACUGUGGACAGUGGCUUUGGCAGCCAGGAGGCGGAGAGUCCCGCCAUGACCAACCAGUGACCAGUGCCGUUGGGCGGCCAGGAAACUCACAGCGUCAUGCUUUUGGUUGAUGGGUUGAGGGCGACAGUCGCUGAGCCAGUUGUGCACCUGCUGGUUGAUAUGUGAAGGGGUCAGCCCAUGGACAGCUGUGCUGCUUGACUCUUUACGGCAGCGCAUGUACACAGAAUUUUAAUGUAGGGAGAGUUGUGAGGCCCUCCUGACAAGGUCUCUAAUGUGUACAAAGUGUUUAAAAAAAGGUGUUUUAAAAGAGCUUGCACUUGUAAAGUUAUUAGGACCCACAUCUACCUGAGGCCUUUUGAUGAACGUUGUCCAUCAGUUUCUGAGUCUAGAUUUUAAUUCCUCCAUGGAAGUGCAAGAAAUGUGUUGGUUGCUGAAUUUUGUCUUUAUCUGAAUUUGACUGAUUUAGUGUAUUUACUAAUACUGUGUAUUUAUGAGCUGUUUUGAGGUUUGUUUUCAGCUAUAUGCCUGUGCAAUAGAACUAUGUUUGAGUCUUUGAUACAAUGCAUCUGUGUAAGCUGUCAUUUAAAUAUAUUUUUAAAAUUAA